UGAGUGAUGAGGCACCUCAAUGCCAUUCCUACCAGGCCAUGCCAUGACCUGACGAGGCGGCGGCGGCGGCGGCGGCUGCCUCACUCGAAAGCCUGGAAACACCUGCACACUCUCAUACAGUAGCUGAAUAAUACAUACCGAGCCUUCCUUGCCUUCCUUGCCUUCCUUGCCUAGAUCUUUAUGCCUUCCCUCCUGCUUGGAUCUUACCUUGCCUGCGGCCCAGCUGAGAAGGUAGUAUACAAAAGAGGCAUUCCGGCAUCAGAAUAGCUACUCUCGAGUCUCGACUGAUUGCAGUCAAAGCAAAGCAGGGCGGCGUCGAUCAUUCACGCUCCGACAAAGACCGCUCUAACCCGCUUCCGGCCUAGCGCUUAAAAUCCAAGCGACUGAGCCCAUCCAUCUUCAGGACCUCAUCGACUUGAUCAUCGACGACUCUCUCUCCCCGCUACAACCACAGCUUCAACCCGCCUUUCUCUCCCCAACGUGUGACCAUUGAUCUCUUGACGCUCACUCUGCAAAGAGGGCCGAGAGAAUCAUCUCACGCUUCGAAUACACGGCCCAGCACCCCGUCUUCAGCCCACGAAGACCCCAAAGACACGUUCACGGUCGGCACCUGCAGCCUGAGACCUCAAUCCUUGGAGCAGCAACUCAGAUAGUUCCUGCCUCCCUACACACCUCCUCGACCACGAGCCCCUUCGUCGAUCGAUAAUCAAUUCCCUCAACAACCAUCUUCGACUCGUGUAUCGGUCCGCCCGAUACCCAGAGUCCAUAGUUCAAGCAAGAUGACUACUAUGGUGAAUCCACCCGCUUCCAAGUCGAAAUCCAAUCCUCUGGAUCUUCGCGUUGGUAACAAGUACCGUAUCGGUCGUAAGAUUGGUAGCGGUUCUUUCGGUGACAUCUACCUCGGAACCAACAUUAUCUCCGGUGAAGAGAUCGCCAUCAAGCUUGAGUCUGUCAAGGCCAAGCACCCUCAACUCGAAUAUGAGGCCCGCGUAUACAAGUCCCUCGCUGGUGGUGUCGGUAUCCCAUUUGUCCGCUGGUUCGGUACCGAGUGCGACUACAAUGCCAUGGUUCUCGAUCUGCUCGGACCCAGUUUGGAGGAUCUCUUCAACUUCUGCAACCGAAAGUUCUCCCUCAAGACCGUCCUUCUCCUUGCCGAUCAGUUGAUCUCCCGUAUCGAAUACAUUCACGCCAAGUCCUUCAUUCAUCGUGAUAUCAAGCCAGACAACUUCUUGAUGGGUAUCGGCAAGCGCGGCAACCAGGUCAAUGUCAUUGAUUUUGGUUUGGCCAAGAAGUACCGUGACCCAAAGACUCACUUCCACAUCCCAUACCGUGAGAACAAGAACUUGACCGGAACUGCUCGUUAUGCUUCCAUCAACACCCACUUGGGCGUCGAGCAAUCCCGUCGUGAUGAUAUGGAGUCUCUUGGAUACGUCAUGCUCUACUUCUGUCGUGGCUCUCUUCCAUGGCAAGGCCUGAAGGCUGCUACCAAGAAGCAGAAGUAUGAUCGUAUCAUGGAGAAGAAGAUGACUACCCCAACCGAAGUCCUUUGUAGAGGCUUCCCCAACGAGUUCGCCAUCUACCUGAACUACACUCGGUCCCUCCGAUUCGACGACAAGCCUGACUACUCCUACCUCCGAAAGAUCUUCCGUGAUCUCUUCGUUCGUGAGGGUUUCCAGUAUGACUAUGUCUUCGAUUGGACCGUGUACAAAUACCAGAAGAAUGCCCAAGCCAUUGCCCAGGCCGCCGGUCAACAACCCGCCCAGGAUGAGGAUGAGAAGCCAGGCCGUACCCGUACCAAUGCCGCCACCGCUGGAGGACCAACCCCACAGCACGCUUCCAGUGCUUCCAAGCCAGGAGCCAUUUCCGGAUCCCGCCGCAAGGUCAUUGAACGUGGUGCCAGUGGUGCUGGUGUAGACACUCCGGAUACCAACAGAGCCGUCGGUGGUAGUGAUAGGAUGCUGCGCUCUGCCUCGAAAGGUGCAGCAACUGGUCCUGGAUAUUCUACUGGUUCUUACCGGCCAAAGCGAGAGGAGCAGACUGGACAGCAAUGGUAUUGAUUCAUUUCCUUGGGCGAUUCUCCUUGACCGGUUUUCGAUACUCGAUUCUCGACUCGCGGUAGUUUCGUCUUGCUUAAUCUCAACUUAUUCGCUGACCAUGCCUGCUCGUCUCGUUGAGACUGGUGGUAUUGGCUCGAUAUCAAACUCUUCUCUUUAUGCUUUUCGUUACGACUUUCGAUUUUAUGGAUUUCACAAUGGCUCGAGCACUUCGAUAUUCGCAUGAUAACUCACUCCGGUGAGCUCUAUCAGCAAUGUCAAGGAAUCGAACGGCAUGCCGAUGUCAUCACAUCCAAAACUUCGGAACAUCAAUGCAACAAAACGGCUUAUUCGAUCAGAACAACAUCACAUCAACAUCGACAUCGCUGGUUACAUUUUGGUCACGAAGCAAGCAGGAACAAGAUCAGACAAGCUCGUUUGCUCAUCCUGACGACAGAGAUCCAUCACUCGUCAGCAUCAGCGUCCAGAGCAGAUCCUCUGUCCCUACCUGAGAACAAUGUUUUGCUCAUGGUUUCUUUCAAAUUUCUUUGUUUCCUUGUGCACUUGACCCUGGGAAAGAGGGGACGUCCGGGGAUGUUAAUUUUGGGGUGAGGUGGAAAUGUUGGCAGAGUUGACAUGGAACACGCGGCAUAUGGCGCCAAUGACAAGCAUUACCAUGGAGGACAACCGGCAUUGAAAUCAAAGGGGAUAGAAAAUAGAGUGCAGCUUCUGGGGAGGUUCUUCUCUUUUCUGCAUGUUUUUAGCUCAUGUUUUUCUGUUUUCGCGCUGGGAUGUGGGGAGGGCCUCGAGGAGGAGGCAAGCAUCCAUGGGGAGGGGAGAGCGCUUCGCCUUAAUGAAUCAUGGCUGCUAAUGAUGAUGUGGUUAGGAGGUCACGGGCUGGGCUACACCGCUUGGUUGUAUUCUUUCUCUCUGCAUUGUACAUAGGCUUUACGCUCACGAUACACGCUUGCAUUAGUCAAUUUGAACAUGGCAACCC
Messenger RNA from Cadophora gregata, 3030 nucleotides. It is a transcript of the gene HRR25, whose product is annotated as serine/threonine protein kinase. The coding region runs from base 780 to 2057 and encodes 425 amino acids. The record is from RefSeq and is a predicted model, not a curated record. NCBI's taxonomy places the organism in Eukaryota, Fungi, Ascomycota, Leotiomycetes, Helotiales, Ploettnerulaceae. Gene Ontology annotation, cellular component: nucleus; cytoplasm. Gene Ontology annotation, molecular function: protein serine/threonine kinase activity; ATP binding. The transcript has 6 exons. Gene Ontology annotation, biological process: peptidyl-serine phosphorylation; signal transduction; endocytosis.